This is a messenger RNA of Thalassophryne amazonica, 2119 nucleotides long. RefSeq names its product cell division cycle associated 5 (gene cdca5). The transcript is spliced from 2 exons. Lineage: Eukaryota; Metazoa; Chordata; Actinopteri; Batrachoidiformes; Batrachoididae. The record is from RefSeq and is a predicted model, not a curated record. The coding region runs from base 127 to 858 and encodes 243 amino acids.
ACAUUGGUUACAGGCGGGCAAUUUGAGCGGACUUCGUUGUCGCUGAGGUGUCGUUCGCUGUGGCUGCUGUAGUUAUUGUAUUUACAAACGAAACGGUUCCGUAUUUUUCACCCAGAGGAGGUCAGCAUGAAUGAAGCAGCGUCUGGGGCUCCGAUGGCGGAGUGUGAUAACCUUCAGAGGAGACGUUCGCCGCGCCUGAGUUCUCUUCAGGCUAAAAGUUUUAGCAACAUGGCGCCUGCGAUUACUAUUAAACGCUCCAUCACCGUGAGGAAAAUUGCACCCAGGAAAACAGCCGCACUCACGGAGCACAACAAGGAGAACACACCGAGAGUAUCGGACCCCAGCCGACAGAAAGAGACGAAGGUUUCUACUCCGAGUCCUCCUGAAUGCAGAGUGACGCCCCUGAAGGAGCAGGCCGCUGUUCUGGCUUUUUCGCCGCCUGUUUCCUGCUCCCAGCAGCCGGCGGUGGACGCACAGGAUGCGGCUUGGUCGCAGAAGGUGCGCCGCUCCUACAGCAGGCUCAGCGACAAGUCAUUUAACGACUCCCGUGAGAAUAUGUUCGGCUUUGAGAAGCUCCAAACCCCUGAGGUCGGCCGCAGAGACAGGCAGUCCAGGUCCGGUCUGGAGGCUUCUGGCUGCUUAUCCAGACUGGCCUCUUUCACGUCCUUGCUGGAGGCGGAUGACUCUGCGUCAGUGUUCCCUGAGCCGGAUCCCAACAUCCCUGGAGUGGCCGUGGUAAAAGAGAAGAAGAGGAGGAGGAAGGUCCAGCAGAUUGACACCGCUGAGCUGGACGCCUUGGCUGCCAGGAUGAACGCAGAGUUUGAAGAGGCAGAAGGUUUUGAGCUGGUGGUGGAGUAGGAGAAGGAGAUGCUGUAAAACUAAAGAAACUUAACACCAGCAUGUUUUUGUUGCUGGUAUCCUGAAAAACUGAAUGUGAGUGGUUUGAUGAAAUAAUUGUGAGCUGUUUCAAGAACUGAUUGCUUGUGCAAAUUCAGUUUUUAUUAACUGUCUUUUACAGUUAGAGGAUCCUUGGGGACCCCUGGAGUGACUGUCAAAAAAAAAAAAAAAAAUCCUCAGAUGAGGAGCGGCACUUGCAUUGUGAUUUGUGAGGUAACAUAAACUGUGACAUUUUGGGCAUGUGUUUUUUCUGGCCGUGAUUCAACACACAGGCCUCGCCGUUGAAGGGCUGAGCAACUGGAAAAGGCCAAGGGGAGUCGCUCACAUUUCACCUUGCUCCAACAGGUAGAUGGCUACUUUCGAGCGGUGGCAAUGAACCGGUUGCCUGGAUGAUUGCCCCGCCCAGGAACCUAGCUAUUUUUCUGCAUUGUGGUGGAUGUAGUGACAUGAUACCAAAGUGGGCUCCCAGAUCUGACCCGAUCUUUUAGUGUAAAAUGAUAUUGGUCUCGCAAUUCUGUGUCUGUUUAUACACUGUCCUGAUGUAAGACAAAUUUAGGCCUGAAAUGGCUCAUUUUACACUUUUCUUCACAUGACAAAAAGUCCAGAUAUGGACUUUUUUGUGCUGGGAGACAUGCCCACUGAGCUUGCCUGGAUAUAUAGACAUGCCCCUUCUGUCAGAGACACCUGGUGAAUGAUGUCCACUUCAUACUGAGCAGGUGUACUGCCAUGACCGUGCGAUCAGCAGCAAAGCUUCAUGAAUCACAUGCAAACAAAAGGCCUACUUGACAUGACCCACUGUGUCAGCAUUCCUGUUAACUUUGAUAUAUAAUCAAAUAACUACAAUUUAUGUUAAAACAUUCCAACAUGAUCCAUAAUAGGAGGUUCAGUGGUCCUCAUCUAUACCUAUUAGCCAUAAAAUUCCACAGCUGGAUAUGCAGUAGUUGUUAUGCAGUUAGUGAUGGAAAUUUUGUAGACUUACUCACUGACUGCCUGAUUCUUAUAUCUGUCCUUGUCCUGCUAAUCAACAGAAGUAAAAUGUCAAUCUCUAACUUGUUCCGUUUUCUUGCUUGAACAUGAUGUCUUUGCUCAUUCUUUUCUCUUAUUUGAGAUAAAGUGGUUGCAAGUUUGGAAGACUGGUUUUAGCAUUUUAAGCUUCUUUGAACACACAUUAUCUUUCUUAAACUAGUUUAAGAAAGAUAAUAUCUUUAAAGUACUUUAAACA